Molecule: messenger RNA, 1515 nt
Organism: Saccharomyces eubayanus
Lineage: Eukaryota; Fungi; Ascomycota; Saccharomycetes; Saccharomycetales; Saccharomycetaceae
Gene: URK1
Product: uridine kinase URK1
Exons: 1
Coding region: 1-1515 (504 amino acids)
Cellular component (GO): cytoplasm
Molecular function (GO): ATP binding; kinase activity
Source: RefSeq, a predicted model, not a curated record
AUGUCUCACCGUAUAGCACCAUCAAAGGAACGCUCUUCGUCGUUUAUUUCGAUUCUAGACGAUGAAACGAGAGACACAUUGAAGUCUGAUGCGGCGAUGAAUAGUGAAACUGAUGUAAAAAAGAGCGAGAACUUUGAGGGGAAAAGCUCUCGAUAUAUCCCACCAUGGACAACUCCAUACAUCAUUGGUAUAGGUGGUACUUCUGGUUCAGGUAAGACAAGCGUUGCUGCCAAGAUCGUAUCGUCAAUCAAUGUUCCCUGGACAGUAUUAAUCUCCUUGGAUAACUUCUACAAGCCGUUGAAUGCAGAAGAUAGGGCUCGUGCUUUCAGGAACGAAUACGAUUUCGACGAACCAGACGCCAUUGAUUUAGAUCUGGCAUAUAAGUGCAUUUUGAAUUUGAAAGAGGGUAAAAGAACAAAUAUUCCAGUUUAUAGUUUUGUGCACCAUAACAGGGUUCCCGAUAAGAACAUUGUUAUAUAUGGGGCUAGUGUGGUGGUCAUCGAAGGGAUUUAUGCAUUACACGACCCUCGAUUGCUAGAUUUAAUGGACUUGAAAAUUUACGUGGAUGCUGAUUUAGAUGUCUGCUUGGCAAGAAGAUUAUCUAGAGAUAUUGUGUCUAGAGGGAGAGAUCUGGAUGGCUGUAUCCAACAGUGGGAAAAAUUUGUGAAGCCUGAUGCAGAGAAAUUUGUGAAACCAACGAUGAAAAAUGCAAAUGCCAUCAUCCCAUCCAUGAGUGACAAUGGUACUGCCGUAGGUUUAAUGAUCAAUCACAUAAAAUCCAAACUAGAGCUGAAAUCGGACGAACAUUUGAGAGAAUUGAUCAGAUUAGGCUCUUCCCAUUCACAAUACCUUAUCAAUCGCGACAUGAUUCACGAAUUGCCGCGCACUAAUCAAGUCAUUUCAUUGCAUACUAUGCUUCUUAACAAAAAUCUAAACUGCGCAGACUUUGUUUUUUAUUUCGACAGAUUAGCUACAUUAUUGCUCUCAUGGGCACUUGAUGAUAUUCCGGUAACUCAUACAAACAUCAUAACGCCUGGUGAACAUUCCAUGGAGAAUGUUAUUUCGUGUCAGUUUGAUCAAGUCACUGCCGUGAACAUUAUACGAUCUGGUGAUUGUUUUAUGAAGCCUUUAAGGAAAACAAUCCCCAAUAUCACCAUUGGUAAACUGUUGAUUCAGUCGGAUUCACAGACUGGGGAGCCACAACUGCAUUGCGAAUUUUUACCCCCAAGCAUAGAAAAGUUCGGGAAGGUUUUCCUCAUGGAGGGUCAAAUCAUCAGUGGUGCUGCCAUGAUCAUGGCCAUCCAGGUACUUUUAGACCACGGUAUUGAUUUGGAAAAGAUUAGCGUAGUGGUUUACUUAGCGACCGAAGUUGGUAUUAGACGUAUAUUGAACGCAUUUGAUAAUAAAGUCAACAUUUUUGCUGGGAUGAUUGUCACUAGGGAAAAACUGCAAACUCAUCAAUACAAGUGGGCAUUAACCAGAUUUCUUGAUUCCAAGUAUUUCGGUUGUGAUUGA